GAAAAAAUGUUUUAUUUAUAAAAAUAAAUAAAAACAUAAUGCUCUAAAUCAUCACUUUGCAAACAUUUAAAGUACUGUGACCUGUUUAAAACUGGUUGAGUUCAGCCUCUUUGGGUACACGUGAACAAAAAUUAGUUCAUUAUACUCAAUAAUGGAUAAAAAAAAUUUCUUGGUAAUUUUGGGAUUUUUUUGGUUAUGUUUUUAAGGUUUGAAAUAAAACUAACACUGUAGCAAAUGAAACGUUUAAGCCUGUUUUAGUGAGCUGUAAAUGUACAGUAUGUGGAAGUGUGAAUAUUUUCCAUUGUGAUAUUAAAUAUAACACUUAAAUAAGUUGUGCACAAACAUGCAAAUACAGUGCAAAUUUACAUUCUGUCAUUUUGUCACAAAUUGUCUUAAUUAUGUCUCAUUAUAUGUUUAGUGAUUUCACAUUAUAGUGCAAUUUUAUUGCAACUGGAAUUUCUAAUUUUGAUAAGGAACACGAGGAACAUUGUGAAGAUUUUGAGGCAUGUAAGAGGGUGCAAUUUACUGUCACUGAUAUUAGCCCAAAAAGACGUACAUUAUAGCAAUUUAGUACCUUGGAAGGUCCCUGUUUUGUCAGUAGAGAUGAAUCUGCAAAUGAAACACUGAAUCAAAAUCAGUCCCAGUGAAUUUUGAUCAACUUUCUGUUGCCUUAUGUGAAGAAUCUAUCAAACAAAGAUGGCUUGGAAGAGCUGCUACCAACAGCUCAAUUUCUGUUACUGAUUUUAAUUUAUGACUUAUAAAUCAGAUAAUGAUCUGAAGCUCAAACCCAAUCAAGAAAUCAAACUAGUGAUACACCGACAUGAAUUUUUUUGGUAGAUACCGAUAUUAAUAUCACCGUUAUGGCCGAUUACCGAUAUUUGCCGAUACCGAUUUACGCUUCUGAAAUCAGCAAAUGUUGUAUAGACUGAAAUGAUGCAAGGUGAGUUUUUGAAUGUUUUACUUUAUUUCUAUAAAGUGGAAUUUGCAAUAUGUUUUAUAUACACACAUACCUUUACGCUUGCGAGAUGAUUACCAUCACUGUCGCAGGACUAAACAGUUACACAUCAUCACCCCUCCUUACCCUCUGAAAUAGAUAUACAAAUGGAAAGAAUAUGAAAAAAAUAUCGGUUGGUAACAUCGGCCCAGUUUUAUUUAUUGGACCGAUAACGAUGUGUUAAAAAAUGACUAACAUCAGCCGAUACGGAUAUUGAUGCCGAUAUAUUGUGCAUCCCUAAAUCAAACCUUUCUGUCUUAAUGGGGAUCCAUUCAAUUGAAUAAACAUUUUAACAACAUGGCACAGAAAAAAAUAACACUUACAGCCUUUUCCUGAAGUCAUUUUAAUGAUUGGCUUACAUCAACUGUAAAUUGCUGGCUAAGUACAUGACUGAAUCGAAGCUGAAAUCUGUAAAAGUGCCAUAAAUUGUAUUAUAUAGAAAAUUACUUGGGAUACAAGGAUAUAUGUCCAGUGUUUGCUGUCAGGUGGUGUCACAGUGAACACAAUAUGUAAUGUUAAGUAUUUUUGCUAGGGCUGCACGAUAUUAGGAAAACCUGCGAUAUUCGAUAACUGUGCUUAAUAUUGCGAUAUCGAUAUUACUUGCGAUAAAUGAACAAACACUGAAGUAUGCAGUGUUGAUGUCGUCUGGUGUGUGACGCCUGCUCUGGGUUCAAAGCAAACAAAAACUAAUGCAUGAAUUCCAUUACAACAUAACAUUUUUAUUGAAAAUAUGAUUUUUUGAGGGAAAGAGAAAAAUAAUUGUCUACCUUUCAGAAGAGGAACUGGCAAAAAAAAAAACUACAUGGAAAAUAUGUGAAAACAUUUGGUUUUAACCCCAAAUUGAACAAGUUUACCUUGAUCUUAAAAAGCAGCUCAGAUGAUGAAACUGCAACUAUGAUUCUGAUAACAAGCUAACAAAUUGAACUAGCUCCUCUAAGAUAACCGGCUAGCAGAGCUUCUGACUGACAGUUUAUGUGCAGCAGCAAAUCAACUAUCCUGAAUAACAAGGUUAUAAAAGCUCAUAAAUGAAAAAUCACUUUGAUGUGUGGGGGAACUUUUCCAGGCCCACUUUAGCAGGGUGGGACUGGGAGGAGAAUGCUGUAGCCUUUUAGCUGGAAGCUAACCGGAGCCUGGGGCUAACACUAGCGACAUGAAGGUGGGUUGGUUCACCGGCACGGGUCGGAGUCAGCCCGGUAAAAUGAUUAACGACACCAAGCGGACUCACAUUCACGUUUGAAAGCAGCGCUGAUUCCAGAAACCUCAGCACGAACGGACCCAUCUGAUUGCCCGCAGAUCAGUAGGACUACAUUUGAUUGGUCAAAUAAUACUUCCGCGUAAAAAACAGAGCUGGUUUACAAAAAGCUGAUGUAUGACACGGAUGAAAAUGUUUGAACCAAACAUUUAUUACCGUUUUUGGCGUGCUUUGCGAUGGGCCUAUCACACGUCCUGUUAUCCCGAUGACGAUAAUAUUUCGAUAUAUUGUGCAGCCUUAAUUUUUGCCUAUCUUUAUUUUCAAAGAUGUAUAUAUUUUAUACCUUUAUUUUUAUUAAUGUUUGAUUACAUAAAAGUCAUCUGUAGCACUUUGUAUAGGAGUCUUGGUGAAUGUGGAGACAGUAAAAGUGAAUGACAAAAGAGCUGGCAGCAUUGCAGCUUCAGAUGAGCAUUGUGCUGUAAUACGCUGCCUGAGGACAGCAGGAGAAGGAGAAAAGGAAGAAUUCAAAAGGGUGGGAGGAAAAAGGCUUCUUAACAGAGGGUGAACUGCUUUCCGAUGUGUUUAGCUCAUCAUGUUUGACCUUCUAGUUGUGAAAAUGAAGAAUUCACCAGUUUAUAUUUAGUUAGUUUCUUGUUAUUAGGACUGUUGACUAGUAAGGCAUUGGAUUUUAUUUUAGAUAAGACAGUGAAAUCUGCUGCUGAGUUUCAUCCACUGUGUGGAUUUAAUCACACUUGCAUGAUAUGCACAGAUUUUUUUUUCUUCACUCAAUAAGGUAAGGGCCUUUUCUUUGUCAUUUUUAUAUUUGUGGAUACUUUAGAUAUUUACUAAUGCAUGCUAUACAGUUAUAAAAUAUUGGUACAAUGGGACAUGUUUGGCUUCUAUUGAUUAAUGUAAUCUGUUAGCCUGUUGUCUUUGGAGUGCUUCUGUGUUAGAAACUGAAUUUAUUUAAGAAAGUUGUUUAUGUUGAUAUGCAUUUUGUAAAACAAAACAUUAUGUAAAAUGUUGAAAAUAAGGCUUGGAUAUUUUGACUGAUGUGCAAAUUUCAAACCAUCAAAUGUUUAUAAGCCCAAUAGUUAUACUUUAUACAAGUGCUUAUUGUAGACCUAGUGCCAGGUGCUUAAGUUAGGUCAAUAAAUUAAAAAGUGCUCAUCUUAUAUAAAUCUCAUGGUUCAUUGCAGGUAUCCUAAUUUUACAGCUAUUAUUACAUGCUAAUUAAAAUUGACAAAAUAUAGUGAAUGUGGUUAUUACUCCUGAUUGUUAGCAUAUUUAACGACCAUGUACUGUAAAUGUGAGAUUAUUUAAAUUUUCAGGACAGUAUAUUAAUAAAAUGGCAAAUGUUAUUUAAUUAAUUAAUUUAUUUAUUGUUUUGUUUUUCUGUUUAUUUUUACCUGUCUAGUUUACUAGUUGGGCAAUUCCUGCCCAUUAGCAAGGGCAGGGAUUGGUAGGUAAUUAUGCUAUACACAAAAAUAUCAUAGCAUUAUAUAAUAGUGGGGUUUCAAAUUUGUUUAGCCGACUUAUUUUCUUAGAAAAACAGCACUGGUUAUUGAUCUUUAUUUGUUGCCCCAAAUUCUUGUAAAUAUGUGGGGUAAAUGCCAGCAUUACAAUUAUUGCACAGAAAAAUUGUGUUGUUGUAAGUAAAUCAAGCAUGCCUAAAUAAAUACCACUCCAAUUUUUGUUGUGGUUUGAUAAUAGUUUAUUUUAUAUAAAACUGGUGAAAUAACUAUGAGAAAUGGGACAGAACUUUCAUGCUGUACAGCUGGUUUGGAUUUGAUUGGCAUGACCUCAAAGGCGAAAAUCAACUCGUCAUCUAAUUGCUGCUCUGUCUUUCCUGAACAUUCUAAUUACAGACAUCUCAGCAGCUGGUAUCUGCUUGGUUCUACAAGUUGUCACUGUAACUGAGAGGUCAGUUGAAACAGCAUUGUCUGUUUGACUCCUAUACUAAGAAGAUUUUUUUUGUACUCAAAUGAUGAAUAUUCUUUGUGCUCAAUGGACUGAAAGCUACAUUUUUUUUCUUUAACGAUAAUCAGUUCUGUUGAAACAAAAUUUGUCAUUUUUUGUACUCCCUUGCAGUUUUAAGAUUCUGACUUGCUCUUAAUCCACUCAAGGCGGGGUAACAGAGGCAGUGGUCUGUCCGUAUGUCAAACAGCUCAUCACAAGUGCCGCUUUUUCGUAAUGUUCCCCGGAGGACAUAUCAGUAGACAAAAUGAUCCCUACAUCCCAGAGCGGCAUCAAAUCUCACCCAAGAGAUGUGAGCUACAGAAUAAGAGAUUACAGAGCCCAAACAUAGGACAAAGUGUGCCCAAAAAGCUGCAGAACUUCCCACAUAGAGUAGAAGAUAAUACCACCCUUGAUUUAUCAUCAGUCAACUCAACUUGUAGCAAAGCCUCAGCUGAGGAGGAUAGAAGCCCUCAGUGUCAGGAUCAGCUUGUUUCUCAGGAGAAUGCAAUGUUCUUCUCCAAAAAGGAUUCAGAGGAGAAGAUGGGAGGUUCCGUAACAGAGCAAGGUUCUAAUAACAUAGUGGAACAUAUCCUAAAAGAGUUAAAAGGUAUCAAUAAGAUCCAGGAGGAAAUCUCUGACCUGAGGCAUUAUCUAACAUCUGUGCGAGGUUCAGUGGAUGAAGUAUCGUGCUGUGUUGAUGCAGUCCUCAGUGAAAUUGGUGAGCUGUACAGUGGAGCUUCAGCUGCACCAGAAUCUUGCCCAGUUUCUCAAGCACCACGCACCAGACGGGGAAGCCUGGAUAGGCAGAAUGCCAUUACGUGUCUUCGUGGAAGCGACCUCAGCCCAUUGCUGGAUCACAAAGAAUACAGAAAAGAUUCAGGAUUUGUAACAACAAACAAAUUAACCAAACACUGGCAAAGUGAUAACACCACUUUUAGAUCAAUCUGUCAAGUAGACAAAAACUCAGAGGAAGCUUCCAACACAGGUCUUUUAAGUCAUACAAAACCAGAUAUUUGCUAUCUUGAUCUUCACUGUGGUCAGAAUUACCAAAGCACUAGCUCUUUGUCCUCCUGCCAUAGCUCCAAAUGUCCUGAAGAAUGCUUUCUUUCUGGUGACACAUGGCCUUCUGUGGGUAUGCAGUGCAGUAUAAGCAGAGAUGGAGGUUGGAGUGAGGAGGACACUUCUUAUGCAAAUAGUGAAGAGCUGGAGAAAGGUAGAAAUAUUUGGAAACAGUGUGCCACAGAGGAAGCACUUCCUAGUCAUGCCGAUCAUUCCUCUCACACCAGUUCUGAGCACCUCUCAUUAUUGUUUGGACACCAGUACACUUGUUCUUCAAAUUCUUCCAGUAUGGUGAACUGGAGGCAUCGUGCACAUGAAGUUGAAGAAGAACAUUUGGAGUGUGACUGUGCUGCAAACUGUCCAUUUUCACGUAGCUCUGGUUACCACACCAUGGAUGCCUGUGCAAAUGACCUUGGCAGUGCACCUUCUUUAAGCUUGAGCUGCUCUACUGUUCCAAUGACAGAAGGUGAUGAUGGCUAUCUAGAGCCACAUUCACUGUGCGAUGACUGCCCAUCAUCUAGGGACACUCUUGAUCUAGGGUCUGCUAAGAGUUUGGACAGGGAGUGGACAGAUCACAGUAUUUCCAGGGAAGAUAUAGAGGAAACCUUGUCACCAGGGUCUUCCGAAAUAGAUUUUGACAGCAUAUCCCAAACCUCUGAUGAAGUGCUGGAUAUAGCAACACUUAGCAAGACUGUACUUACUUUUGGGUUUGCUUUGAAGGGGGCAUUGCAAAAACUGGAUGUAUCCAGCUCUAAAGGAGUGAAUGAUGAUGCUGAGACUGAAGUCUGUUCAUCUCCAGUCAGACAAUCCAAUGACAUAAAAGAGAAGCAGACCAGUGCUUCCUUUACAGAAGAGGACUUUAGUUCAAGAGGUAAUCUUGUUCGGUUAGACUUACCCAAAGAGGACAGUGAGACUAGUGAAAAUAUAUCAUUCUUCCUAAAGCCAUCCCUACUUAAAAAAAGCCUGCCUCCCAGCACUCCAACAGAGAAUCAAAUAUCAGAGGAUUCUCAAAAAAAUGAAGAACAUGCAACUCAUGCAACUGCUGCAGGACAAUCCAACCUUCUCUCAGUACCAGAACACCAUCCUGCAAUUCAGACUGAAGCUUCUCCUGGCCGAAUGCUCAGCACAGAUGAGACAUGGUUGAGUCCCAUCAGUGAAAAUGAUCUACAAGGUGAGGGAAAUCAAGACAAGCUGACUGAUGCAAGUCACCGAGAACGGAUAGCUAAUUUUCAGCGCAUUCUGAAGGAAAAGAGGCAAACCCGUUACAGACUUUCCAGAUCUGCUCAAGGUUCCCAUGGAUCUCAUGGCUCUCAAGUCUCUCAGGGAUCCCAAUCCUUAGAUGAACUUGUUUCAGAGUUUGGAAAAGAAGAGAAUCAGGUCCGAGAUGUGGAACCUAAUACUAAACAGGCGUGGGUCAAACCGGGUGGAUCUGGUCUGUAUGGAAUUGACAGCAUGCCAGACCUGCGUAAAAAGAAGCCCAUCCCAUUGGUCAGCGAUGUGUCACUUGUUCAAGCCAGGAAGGCAGGGAUCACCUCUGCCAUGGCUGCUCGGUCCUCAGUUAAGGAUGAGGAGCUGAAAAACCAUGUUUACAAGAAGACUCUACAGGCUCUUGUCUACCCCAUAUCCUGCACAACGCCACAUAGCUUUGAGGUUUGGACAGCCACCACACCUACAUACUGCUACGAGUGUGAAGGGCUGCUAUGGGGGAUUGCUCGCCAAGGCAUGCGUUGCUCUGAAUGUGGAGUCAAAUGUCAUGAGAAGUGCCAAGAGCUACUGAAUGCUGACUGUUUACAACGCGCGGCUGAAAAAAGCUCCAAGCAUGGCGCUGAAGACCGUACUCAGAAUAUCAUUAUGGCCAUGAAGGACAGGAUGAAGAUCAGGGAAAGGAACAAACCUGAGAUCUUUGAGCUGAUCAGGGAAGUGUUUGUGGUCAGUAAAGCCCUUCACGCGCAGCAGAUGAAGACUAUCAAACAAAGUGUUUUAGAUGGAACCUCAAAGUGGUCAGCCAAGGUCACUAUUACAGUUGUUUGUGCACAAGGACUCCAAGCAAAAGACAAAACUGGUUCCAGUGAUCCAUAUGUCACAGUCCAGGUGGGCAAAACAAAGAAGAGGACGAAGACGAUUUAUGGGAACCUCAAUCCAGUCUGGGAAGAAAAGUUUCAUUUUGAGUGCCAUAAUUCUUCAGACCGAAUCAAAGUUCGUGUUUGGGACGAAGAUGAUGACAUCAAGUCCAGGGUGAAACAACGUCUGAAGAGAGAGUCUGAUGAUUUCUUGGGUCAGAGCAUCAUUGAAGUCAGAACGCUGAGCGGAGAAAUGGACGUCUGGUACAACCUGGAGAAGCGGACAGAUAAGUCAGCUGUGUCGGGUGCCAUUCGCCUCCAAAUCAAUGUGGAGAUCAAAGGAGAGGAGAAAGUGGCUCCAUAUCACGUGCAGUACACCUGUUUGCAUGAGAAUCUCUUCCACCAUUCAACCGAUGUUCUGGGUCAAGGUGUUGUGAAAAUCCCAGAGGCUCGCGGAGAUGAUUCAUGGAAGGUCUACUAUGAUGAAGUGGCACAGGAAAUAGUUGAUGAGUUUGCAAUGCGUUAUGGGAUUGAGUCGAUCUACCAGGCCAUGACACACUUUGCAUGCUUGUCAACCAAAUACAUGUGUCCUGGAGUUCCUGCAGUGAUGAGCAGCCUGCUGGCUAACAUUAAUGCCUUCUACGCCCACACAACCGCAUCCACCAAUGUGUCCGCCUCUGAUCGCUUCGCUGCUUCCAACUUUGGGAAAGAACGCUUUGUAAAGUUGUUGGACCAGCUACACAACUCCCUACGCAUUGACCUUUCUACUUACAGGAAUCAUUUUCCUGCCAGCAACAAAGAUCGAUUACAGGAUCUAAAAUCUACGGUGGACCUUCUAACCAGUAUCACCUUUUUCAGAAUGAAGGUCCAGGAGUUACAGUCCCCACCCAGAGCCAGCCAGGUUGUGAGGGAUUGUGUCAAAGCCUGUCUCAACUCUACAUAUGACUACAUCUUCAAUAACUGCCAUGAGCUCUACAGCAGACAGUACCAACCUGCAGAUGCAAACAAAGAGGAGUUGCCUUUGGAGGAGCAGGGCCCAAGCAUCAAGAACCUGGACUUCUGGCCCAAACUCAUCAUGCUCAUCGUCUCCAUCAUAGAGGAAGACAGGAACUGCUAUACACCUGUGCUCAAUCAGUUUCCUCAGGAACUGAAUGUAGGAAAGGUGUCAGCGGAGGUCAUGUGGAUGUUGUUUGCUCAGGACAUGAAGUACGCUUUGGAAGAACACGAAAAACACAGACUGUGUAAGAGCACAGACUACAUGAACCUCCACUUCAAAGUCAAGUGGCUCUGCAAUGAAUAUGUCAAAGAGUUGCCAAACUUCAAGGGUGUUGUCCCUGACUACCCCUCAUGGUUUGUGCAGUUUGUUCUGCAGUGGUUGGAUGAAAAUGAGGACGUGUCAAUGGAGUUUAUGCAUGGAGCCCUGGAGAGAGACAAGAAAGAUGGAUUCCAGCAGACCUCUGAGCAUGCUCUGUUCUCCUGCUCUGUGGUGGACAUCUUCACCCAGCUCAACCAGAGCUUUGAGAUUAUCAAGAAACUGGAAUGUCCUGAUCCUAAUGUUAUGGCUCAGUACAGCCGCCGCUUCUCCAAGACAAUUGCCAAAGUCCUUCUGCAGUACAGCGCCAUUCUGACUAAGGGUUUUCCAUCCUAUAUUGAAAAAGAGAAAAUUCCCUGUGUCCUGAUGAAUAAUGUGCAGCAGUUGAGGAUCCAGUUGGAGAAAAUGUUUGAGUCGAUGGGUGCCAAACAGCUAAAUGAAAUCAUAGAGGAGGAGGAGGAGGAAGAUGAUUUAUUCCAGGCCUCACAUGAACAGCAGGUUAUAAAGGAGGAUGAGAAACCCAAAGCUGCGAUGGACACAGAAGCCAGUGACUUGCUGAAUGAUCUGCAGGUGAGGCUGAACAAUGUGCUGGAUGAUCUCAGCAGCACAUUUGGAAACAGCUUCCAGAGCCACAUCAAUGACUGCAUGCGACAGAUGGCGUCCUUGUUGUAUCAGAUCAAAGGGCCACUCAACGAGAACACCAAAAACCAGGUGGAGGCUGACUCUGACAACAUGCUGCGGCCUCUCAUGGACUUCUUGGAUGGAAAACUUACGCUGUUUGCCACUGUGUGUGAGAAAACCGUGUUAAAACGUGUCCUCAAAGAGUUGUGGAGGAUCGUCAUGAGCAGCCUGGAGAAAACGAUUGUUCUGCCACAAGGACACGACACCUUUGGAGCUCAAAUUCUGUCGGCUGCCAAAGAGCUCGGACAUCUCACCAAACUCAAGGAUCACAUGGUGGGGGAAGCUAAAAGCCUGACUCCCAGGCAGUGUGCUGUCAUGGAUGUGGCGUUGGAUACCACCAAGCAAUACUUCCAUGCAGGAGGCAACGGGUUGAAAAAGGCAUUCCUGGAAAAGAGUCCUGAGCUUUCCUCUCUUCGCCAUGCCCUCUCCCUUUACACUCAGACUACAGACACACUCAUCCAGACGUUUGUGACCACACAGCACACGCAAGUGCACAAUGGAAAGGGUAUUAGGUUAACUCUCAAUGAAAAAACGCAACCCAGCAGGGGUUCUGGUGUGGACAAGCCCAUUGGUGAGGUGUCUCUUCAGAUUGAGUUGUACACUCAUCCAAAGAGUGGAGAGAGGAAGGUAACAGUGAAAGUUAUAGGAGCCAGUGAUUUAAAAUGGCAGACAUCUGGGAUGUUCAGACCCUUUGUGGAGAUCACCAUGAUCGGACCUCGCCUCAGCGACAAGAAACGCAAAUUCCAGACCAAAUCCAAGAACAACAGCUGGUCUCCCAAGUUCAACGAAACCUUCCAUUUCGUUCUGGGUAACCAGGAUGGCUUUGAGUGCUACGAGGUGCAAGCCUGCGUCAAAGACUACUGUUUCGGCCGUGCUGAUCGAGUGGUGGGUUUGGCUGUGGUGCAGUUGAGAGACAUCAUGGAGAGAGGCAACUGUGCCUGCUGGUGUCCGCUGGGACAACGCAUUUACAUGGACGACACGGGCCUCACCGCCAUGAGAAUCCUCUCUCAGCGCUCCAACGACGAUGUGGCCAAGGAGUUCGUCCGACUGAAGUCAGAGACCCGGUCAGCAGAGGAGGGCAGCUGAGGACAUUUAAAUGGGCCGGGACUUCUCGUUGGCAACUUCAUAGAACCAACACAUUCCUAAAACUGAAGCUACUGCACAGCAGAUAAACACACACUCAGGCCCAGGCCACUGCCAUUUUAUCUUUAAGUCCUCUCUUUGUCUGCGUGAGGGUUAAAGCAUCCGCCUCAAGGGCACCAGACCAGACGCCCAAUAACUAACCGCACCUCUCAAGUGUUCUUGUGAAAUAAAUGCCCCCCCCUGCUCCCACUCGUGACCAAGUGUCUCAAGCCUUACACUGUGGAAACUGUGAAUGUGUGAACUCAUUUUGUCUUUAGCGUGCCUGUAUUUUUUAUUUUAUUUUGUGGCUCCACUGUGACGUGUUUUGAGGAAAUGUGAAAAUACUUUUAGGUUUUAUCUGAUUAGUUAAAAACAAAACGUUUACGAGGAGAAGCUCAAUGAAACUUCAAAUGUUUUCUUCAUUUUCAGAUUAAUCAUGUGCCUUGCCAUGAGACAAAACCAGAUGUAGUGCAACUCGAAAUAUGUUGUUUUUAUUUGUCCACUUCUUUAUUUUUAUUUAUCUGCUCUAUUAACAGAUUUUAACCCGCAUGGCCUGAUGUAACCUGGAGGUUUUUGCCAUUGUAUUUACUUUUAUACAUAUUCAUUUUCUCUGUGCUCUUUAAAGAUCAGAUAGUAUGUUGUUGAGUUUUUGGGUAAAUUUUUGCACAGUGACUAGUGUGAAUGAGCUGCUAAGGUUUUGUUACAAGAAUAAAUACAUGCACGCUGAAUUGAAGCAACAAACAGGAGCGUGUGGAGAUAUUUAUAAAUGGAGAUUUUUAUUCCAGGUUGGGUCUUUCAGGUAUCACAAACCUCUAGAUAUUUCACCGAGGUGACCUCAGUUUACAUUCUCCUUUCUCUGUUUGACUCUUAGUAUGGCCUGGAAUUAGGAAAAGUGUAUUUUAUGUGUUUUUACCCCUGUUGGCAUCUUUAAUGCUCUUAAUGAUGUCUAAUGACUUUUAUGUGGAACUUUCCCAAAUAUUUUCUACUUUUUACUUCUCAGUGAUGAAAGAAGUAGGCUGUUUUUAACUUAAACAUCCCUUUGUAGUCGAUUUGUCCCCUCUAAAUUAUCUAGAUUAUUAUGGGAUGUUUUUUCUUGUAGUUGUUUUGUUUUUAGGUGGAUUUUUUUAAACAUUCAUUCGUUUGUAUUCCUCCUGUACUCAGUGUUUAUCCUAACGAGUCAUAAAUGUUCAUUUUUAUUUUCAGCAUGAAAACCACAAGUCCUUUCAUUUCUAUGUGAGCAUUAGUGAGAGCCUAUGUUUAAAACCACUGUAACACACUUGUUCCUUGUGCCAACUUAAACAUACACACCCUAAGUGUUUUGCUAUUGUUUUUUUAUUAUUUCAUAUUUUCACAUCGUGUUAAAUACUAAACCACUGCAAUAGUUCUUAUGUACACUAUAUUUGUCACAGUAAAUGCAUUUUUGUGCUUUUUUUCUUUGUAAUGUCACCACCUUUAAUGUCUGCAUCACCAUGUAAACAUUCCAAGUAACCAGUUUUAUAUAAAAAGAAACCUUAAGCACCUGAAA
Molecule: messenger RNA, 11904 nt
Organism: Nothobranchius furzeri (turquoise killifish)
Lineage: Eukaryota; Metazoa; Chordata; Actinopteri; Cyprinodontiformes; Nothobranchiidae
Source: RefSeq, a predicted model, not a curated record